This is a messenger RNA of Alnus glutinosa, 2538 nucleotides long. Its product is annotated as polyadenylate-binding protein 2-like. Gene Ontology annotation, molecular function: RNA binding. The transcript is spliced from 9 exons. Bases 385 to 2346 code for a protein of 653 amino acids. Gene Ontology annotation, cellular component: ribonucleoprotein complex. The record is from RefSeq and is a predicted model, not a curated record. NCBI's taxonomy places the organism in Eukaryota, Viridiplantae, Streptophyta, Magnoliopsida, Fagales, Betulaceae.
UGACAUUCAAGCCAGUGCGGUGCAGUUCUGUUCUGCCCUCCCCCUAAAAAAAAAAAGAAAAUUCAGUUAACUUCCUCCGUCGUCUUCCGUCAGGCACCGUUCGGAUAUCCGGACGGUUUAUCCCCAUUUUACCCUUCCCUCUCCUCUUCUAUCCUCCUCCAUAAACCAAAAAAAAUUCCCCAAAUUUUACUUUCCAGAAUAUCACCCAGGUCCCUAGGGUUUAGAAUUUAUCGGCGUGGGUUUCUUGAAAUUUGAGUCUAGUGUUUUCUCUCUAGGGUUAAGCUUGAAUAACAAGAGGGGAGGGAGAGAAAAAAAAUUAGAAAAAAAAAAAGAGAGAGAAAAGAAGGAUCUAGAAGGGUUUGUGGUUUUUGUUCUUUUGGUGAAAUGGCGCAGAUUCAGGUUCAGCAUCAGACUCCAGUGUCGGGGCCCAACGGUGUCGUCUCGGGCGCCGGUGCGAACCAGUUCGUGACGACGUCGCUGUACGUUGGAGAUCUUGACGUGAACGUCACUGACUCGCAGCUCUACGAUCUGUUCAGCCAGACUGGCGGUCAGGUCGUGUCGGUUAGGGUUUGCAGGGACAUGAGCACCAGGAGAUCUCUCGGCUACGGCUACGUCAACUAUAACAACCCUCAGGAUGCGGCGAGGGCAUUGAACCUACUGAACUUCACUCCGCUGAACAACAAGUCCAUCAGAAUCAUGUAUUCUCAUCGGGACCCCAGUGCUCGCAAGAGUGGGACUGCAAAUAUAUUCAUCAAGAAUCUGGACAAGACAAUUGACCACAAAGCAUUACACGACACAUUUUCUUCUUUUGGAAAUAUUCUCUCUUGCAAGAUAGCUACUGAUGCCAAUGGGCAGUCCAGAGGCUAUGGUUUUGUUCAAUUUGACAAUGAAGAAUCCGCACAGAAUGCAAUAGACAAGUUAAAUGGCAUGCUGAUCAAUGACAAACAAGUGUAUGUUGGACACCAUAUUCGCAAGCAGGAAAGAGAAAGUGCUUUGAAUAAGACAAAAUUUAAUAACGUUUUUGUGAAGAAUCUAUCAGAAGCAACAACAGAUGAAGAUUUGAAGAAAAUUUUUGGGGAAUAUGGAAUAAUUACCAGUGCUGUGGUGAUGAGGGAUGUGGAUGGAAAAUCAAAGUGUUUUGGUUUUGUCAACUUUGAAAAUGCAGAUGAUGCUGCCAAAGCUGUUGAGGAGCUAAAUGGAAAGGCAUUUGAUGACAAGGAGUGGUAUGUAGGAAAAGCCCAGAAAAAAUCAGACAGAGAGCUUGAACUGAAAGGAAGAUUUGAGCAGACAAUGAAGGAAGCUGUUGAUAAGUAUCAAGGGAUGAAUUUAUAUGUUAAAAAUUUAGAUGAUAGUAUUAAUGAUGAGAAACUAAAGGAAUUAUUCUCAGAGUUUGGUAUAAUCACUUCAUGCAAGGUCAUGCGUGAUCCCAGUGGAAUUAGUAGAGGUUCUGGAUUUGUUGCUUUCUCAACCUCUGAAGAAGCUUCUCGAGCUCUUGAUGCAAUGAAUGGUAAGAUGGUUGUCAGCAAACCACUCUAUGUUGCACUAGCACAGCGGAAAGAAGAGAGAAGGGCACGGUUGCAGGCACAGUUUUCACAAAUGAGGCCAGUUGCUAUGGCACCUUCUGUUGCUCCACGUAUGCCAAUUUAUCCUCCUGGUGCUCCAGGUCUUGGUCAACAAUUUUUGUAUGGGCAAGCGCCUCCGGCUAUACUUCCACCACAAGCUGGAUUUGGUUACCAACAGCAACUUGUUCCUGGAAUGAGGCCUGGAGGAGCUCCUAUGCCCCAUUUCUUUGUUCCAAUGGUCCAGCAGGGCCAGCAGGGCCAGCGCCCAGGAGGUCGCCGUGGAGGUGGUCCUGUGCAACAAACCCAACAGCCUUUGCCAAUGAUGCAGCAGCAGAUGCUUCCUAGGGGACGAGUCUAUCGCUUUCCCCCAGGUCGCAACAUGCCAGAUGUUCCAAUGCCAGGUGUGGCUGGAGGCAUGCUCUCAGUUCCUUACGAUGUUGGUGGUGUGCCAAUGCGAGAUGCUGCACUGGGACAGCCUAUGCCCAUUCAGGCUUUGGCUACAGCUCUUGCGAAUGCUCCUACAACUGAACAACAGAGGACGAUGCUGGGUGAAGCUUUGUACCCUCUAGUUGAUCAGCUGGAGCACGACUCUGCGGCCAAGGUUACUGGUAUGCUUCUAGAGAUGGACCAGACUGAGGUUCUGCAUCUGCUUGAGUCACCGGAGGCUUUGAAGGCAAAAGUUGCAGAGGCCAUGGAGGUCCUGAGGAAUGUUGCACAGCAGCAUGCUAACAGCCCUACUGAUCAGCUAGCUGCACUGUCUCUUAAUGACAAUCUUGUCUCUUGAGUGUGUCGAUUGGAAGGGUUUGAUGGUUUGAACACUUUGAAUCUACUUCUAUUUUAAUUUUUUAGGUCUUGGAAGUUUGGUGCUUAUUAGAGCUAUGCUCCGUUUUUAUAUCAUGUAGGAUUCUUUUAUCUUGCUACGGUAGCUGUGUUUUGGUUUUGCUAAACUCAAUUUGAAAGAUUUGGAUUUCAGCCA